CCUGGUGACCGUCAUAUUAGCUUGAGAGCAAAUGGAUCACAGGGGAUAGCAAUCUUUUUUUUGUUAUUCCAAGCCAAUCCUGCUUCUGGAUUCUUCAACAUGUAAAGGCAGCAGUUAAAUUAUAUUAAUAUGGACGAUCUGGAUGGCUUCAGGUCACCUCUGCAGGCUGCAGGGAUCAACACCAGCAGAAGAGAAGAUGCAAAGGAUGGGAUGUCCAAACAGACCCAGCUGCUCCUGCAGGCUCUUAUGGUUCUCAUGUGUUUGGGAGCCAUCAUAGGCAAUGCUCUCGUCAUCGUUAUUGUGGCGGCCACCAGGACCCUCCAUGCAGUGACAUCUGUUCUGAUCCUUAACCUGGCCAUCAGUGACCUCCUGGUCGGCAUCGGUGUCAUGCCUUUUGUUGCGAUGUCCAUCCUAAACACCGGAUGGGUGCGGUGUCCUGUUCUCUGUUUGUAUGUGGGGUACUCUUCCACUGUGUACUGCUCAGCCUCUGUAUUCACACUCACUGCUAUCGCUCUUGACCGCUAUUACUCCAUCAUGGACUGCCUGCGCUAUACUUCCCGCUGCACCCUGUGGAGGAUUUGUGCUGUGGUCCUAUGGAUUUGGCUUCAGGCCCUUGUUGUCUGCAGCUGUCCUCUGAUGGGUUGGGGCUCUGUCACCUAUGUGGUCCCCAUGUAUAAUUGUGCCAUCACCUGGGCCACCACUCUUAGCUUCACAGCUUUCAUGGCUGCUCUCACCUAUCUGAUACCAGCAGUGGUGAUUCUCUUCUGCUAUGUGAACAUUAUCAGGGUGGCCCGCAGCCAUGCCAGGAGGAUCCAUUCACUGGAGGACUCUGUCCAGCGCAGCAGGUCCCCCUGUGUUGUCAGGGAUUCAUCCCAACAGCCACGUAUAAACCUGCAUAGACCCUGGAGUCUUACAUCUCACAUAAACGAGGACUCUGGAGAUAAUAUUAGCCAGGUUGGGCAUGCAUCUCCAACACAGCAGAAAACAACUACAGUCAGGAGUUUGUUUUCCAUCAGACUGCAGACAUCAGAGUCAAACAACCAGCAGCGCCACCAUGGAGCGGUGCGCCUCCUUCUCAUCAUCUCAGCCUUCCUCCUAUGCUGGACACCCUUCAUAUGUGUGGCUCUGGUUCAGGCCACAGAAACUGCCAUUAAAGGCCAGUCUACUCUCGUUCCAGACUCUGCCAUCACCUUCUCCUACUGGCUGAUGUUGCUUAACUCUGAUGUCAACCCUUUGCUUUACGCUCUGCUCAGCCAGCGCUUUCAGAGCGCUCUUAAGGGAAUUGGGUACAGGAUCAGAGCUCAUGUGUGGAGCACACUGGGCAGAGAAUGGGAGGUCAGAGUAGAGGGGGAUGAUGUCAGGAACAGUGACCCUUGCUCCCUGACUACAACCCAACACAGUUCACAUUCCAGCACAGACAGUUUGAACUUUGACCCCUCCAAGUACUCCUCUUCUAUUUUCUCCGUUAGCGCUGCCUUUAAAAGACACACUGAAGUGCAUCUAUGUAACAUGUGCCACCAUGAAAACUCCCCCUCUGUGUCCCAGGAUGCUGUCUGUGAGAAGACAAACAAUCUGCAGGUCCCUUCUCGUCCUCUAGAGGGCAGCAGACUUCCUUUCUCUGCUCUAACCAAGGAGCAGCGGGCCACUUUUUCCUUUGGCCAGGUCACAGUGACUGUAGAGCAUGAUGUCUGUUAGUAUUACCCAUCUAGGAAUAUUAUCAAUGAGGUCAUUUAUUUUAGUAAUUCAGCAAAGACAUACAGAUUUAUUAAAACACUGAUUUCUUUUUCCAUCACUUGUGUUAAAUUUAGCUUUAAAGCUACUUAAUAAAAACUUUUUGUGGUGCAUAAAGCAAAGAAGAAUAUAAAUUAUAACAUAGAAAAAAAAGCCUACUUAAUAGUAUUUCCAUUUACUGUAUAGACUAUGCAUUUAGUACUGGGUUGGGGCUACUUUACAUGAAUUACUGCCUCAGUGCAGAGUAUAAAGGAAAUGAUUGGUCUGUGGAUUUGUGUGGUAUUAACCUUCAGCUGCAUUGGUAGAUCUGAUGUCUCUCAUUUUCCUGUUGAAACACUCAUAAUGAGGUUUAUGUCUGCAGAGUCAUACAAUGUCAUUGAAGUAGGUUUUUGUACUUUUUGUUGUGCAAAAAAAUGCCAAAAUGAUAUCAGUAUCAUUGAACUUGUUAGAAUAUGAAACUAAUACUUCCCAGUAGAAAGCUUCAAUGACUUAAAUGAUGCUCAGAACUGAAAGCAAGAUAUGCAUCAGCUGAAUGCGUCUGUCUGUGUCUGUUGUCCUGCAGUUGAAGGGUCAUGAAUCUUUUUUAUUUUGUUUUAUAAUUCUCUUAGAGCUGAGGUUAAACCUCUGCACCUUCUAGUCUUUAAAGCUCCGCCCUAAGCUGUAACUUUCUUAACAAUGAUUUUGUUGUAAUUUCUUUUUGAGCGGUCAUGAUUUGUGGAGUUCCCCCUUGAUUACAUUGAUCAUAACAAGAAUAGAACAUAGUAGU
Molecule: messenger RNA, 2497 nt
Organism: Cyprinodon tularosa
Lineage: Eukaryota; Metazoa; Chordata; Actinopteri; Cyprinodontiformes; Cyprinodontidae
Product: 5-hydroxytryptamine receptor 2A
Exons: 3
Coding region: 130-1695 (521 amino acids)
Biological process (GO): G protein-coupled receptor signaling pathway
Cellular component (GO): membrane
Molecular function (GO): G protein-coupled receptor activity
Source: RefSeq, a predicted model, not a curated record